Messenger RNA from Mugil cephalus (flathead mullet), 1622 nucleotides. RefSeq lists its product as uncharacterized. Gene Ontology annotation, molecular function: glycine N-acyltransferase activity. Gene Ontology annotation, cellular component: mitochondrion. The record is from RefSeq and is a predicted model, not a curated record. NCBI's taxonomy places the organism in Eukaryota, Metazoa, Chordata, Actinopteri, Mugiliformes, Mugilidae. Bases 146 to 982 code for a protein of 278 amino acids. The transcript is spliced from 5 exons.
UAUUUUAAAAGUUCAGACAGGAAGUCUCGUUAUUCGCUUGCGAGACGUACAGACAUGGAUCGACUGUCAAUAAUUUAUAAAACCCGAGCCAUUUCACUGGGACAGGCGGUUUAAUCAACAGACAGCAUUUAAACUUUUGCCAAACAUGAAGGUCCUGAACAAAGACGAGCUUCAGAUCGCCGAGGGAGUUCUGCAGAAACACUUUCCGAAGAGUUAUAAGACAUACGGCUUCAUAUAUGGGAUAAACCGGAACAAGCCAACUACACUGGAGGUGGUCGUGGACACGUGGCCUGAUUUUAAGGUCAUCAUUUGCCGACCCAACCUCAAGAAUAAGCGUGCGGCAUUGUUCACGAACAAGGUGUCAUAUUACAGUAUGGAUGAUCGGGCUUUGGAGAAAAUGCUGAAAGAAGGGGAUGCUUUUCUCUGGAGCACUAACUUCUGCGUAGGAGGAUUGGACACGGCUCAUUUACCCAUGCUCAAAGAAGCUUCUUCUCACCGAAAAGUCACCUACAGAGCCUACACUCUUGUGCAUCUUCUGUAUUUGCCAGACCCCAACCACCUGCUCAUGCCAUCGAUUGACAGUGAGCUCGAAUCAAGGAUUUCAUGUCUGAACCUCUCACACGUCGAAUUGGUGAAUAAAACCUGGAAGUUUGGAGGGAACGAAAAAAGUUACAAUAUCAUUGAAAACCUAAUCAGCAACUUCCUAACAUGCUGCAUCAUGAAUGACAAGGGAGAGCCAGUGUCCUGGAUCCUGCUGUAUGAUUACUGUGCCAUGGGCAUAUUGUACACUCUGCCAGAGCACAGACAUAAAGGCUACGCCAAAGUGCUGAUCGGCACCAUGGCCAAGAAACUCUACGCUGAAGGUUACCCUCUAUACUGCUACAUAGAGGAGGACAACACGGUAUCCUACAAACUCUUUAAAAGCAUGGGCUUCUUUGAGGACGUGAAUUACCGAGCAGCAUGGUACGAGUUCAACGUUUGACUGGGUUUGAAGACUUUUUAAAAACGUAGAUAACAUUUAAUCAAAAUAACUCAACCAAAUGUAUUUAUGCUUUAAAAAUAAAUCCAAAUUGAAGGCUUUUUUUUUAAGUUUAAUUUAAAGACAUUUUAAACUAAAAGCAAUCACUCUUGUUGUAUUUUUCUGUUUUCUACUAUACAUACAGUACUGUAGUCGCCAUAGAAAUCAUAUAGAGUAUAGUGUACAUUUUAUAAGUUCCCCAAAUCUAAACUGGUCUGGACUGUAGAAAUUUAAGUGAAAGAGGCAUUGAAUGAUUACCAUACAUAAUAUGAUCACCCUAUUUACAGGAGGGAUCCAAAUUAAAUUUAGCUGUAAUUAUUCACACUUUGCUUUCUGUAAGCACUGAAUAAGAUAAGAAGUAACAGUGAGUAAGAAGCAGUAAUUUUCCUAAAAAAAAUUAUAGCAUGGCCAUGUAAUUUUUUUUUUUUUUUACAUAUAUUAUGUACAUGUACAACUUUUUGUGGUCAUCAUUUGUAUAAAAAAUAAACACAACUGUAAUGUACAGCGAUGUAAUGUGAGCAAUGUACAAGUUUUUACUGAUCAUAACUCUCUAUCAUAAAUUUAUGAUUUCAGAUUUAUCUGAAAUAAAGUUGCAACAAGUUGA